GAAAAACAAAUGUACAUUUAGGAAACCUUGUAACUCAAUCCAAUCUGAACAAUGGUCGCGCCUUUACCCAAUCACACCAAUUUUUAUAUUAAUAUUCACCGCAUGUUUCGAUUCAACUCCUUCGCGGAUCGGACUGAUCCACAAUUUGUACAAUUCCCAAACCUUCCUUGCUAAACCCAAACUCUGAUACUCCGAUCUCAAAUCACCGCUCCAAAUCCAACGGUCAACGACAACGUGCCAUGAGCACUCCAUCACUCUCAGGGGGCGCGGGUGCGUUCUCUGGGUUCACUCGGCUAUGCAAGGGCUUAGCGGUGGUGCUUAUUGGAGGACACAUUGUGGUUCAGUUUCUCCCUCAGGCCGUUAAUUAUCUAGCGCUCAUUCCCGCCAGGACUAUUCCUUUUGUCUGGAACCUCCUAACAGCCGGUUACAUUGAGCAAUCAGUAUACGGGGUUGUUGUUAGCAUUCUUGGUCUUCUUUUUAUUGGGAAGCUGCUUGAACCUGUGUGGGGUUCUAGGGAGUUCUUGAAGUUCAUCUUUGUAGUUAACUUCCUAACUUCCAUAUGCACCUUCAUCACUGCUAUUGCUUUGUACUACAUUACGAUGAACGAAAAUUACCUCUACCUGCCUCUUUCUGGCUUCCAUGGGGUCCUUUCAGGUUUCUUGGUUGGCAUCAAGCAAAUCAUCCCUGAUCAGGAGUUGCCUUUAUUGAAGAUAAAAUCUAAGUGGUUGCCAUCUCUCUCACUAUUGUUGUCCAUUGCCAUAAGCUUCUGGACAGCACAGUCAGCAACAUAUCUUCCAAUUUUAAUAUUUGGCACCUAUUUGAGCUGGAUUUAUCUCAGAUACUGGCAGAGGAAACCAGAAACUAAACUCAAGGGCGACCCAAGUGAUGAUUUUGCAUUUUCUACUUUCUUCCCUGAAUUUUUAAGACCAGUCAUUGAUCCUGUUGCAUCUAUAUUCCAUCGGAUGCUCUGUGGAAGAUUUGACACUUCCAGCGAAUCCCAAGGUUAUACCCUUGGAGGCACCACAUUGCCUGGAUCCGACCCCAUCGAAGCAUCUAGAAGGAGAGAAAGAGGGGCUCGAGCACUUGAAGAAAGACUGGCAGCUGAGAGGUUGGGUGCAGCACAGGGUACAGAAGAGUCAGGAAGAGAUGCCACGGAGAGUGUUUAAUUGCUUCUGUCAACCAACUCAAGUGUGUCCGUUCUGUUAGAACUUGAGAGGUUCUGUGGUAUUUGAAGAGAAGGCUUUUCCCUUUUCUUAUUCAUAUCUCGCUCUGUGGAUUCUAGAGGAUCGUUUUGCUAGCAUUUUUUCUUGGACUCUACCGUAAUGGUACAAAAAAGUUGUCUACGCACAAUGAUUGGUGUGUGUUCUUACUCAAAAAUACGUAGAAUAGAUAUUCUAAAGAGGCAUAUCUCCCGUUGGUUUUCAUUUUGCUCUAUAUCCUGAGUGGAACCUUUGCUCCUUUAAACAACUGGGGCCAUUUUGUCAUGUUGUACAAAUACAUAUCUGAGCAGAAAGUGUUUUAUCUUCGAUCUCAAA
Messenger RNA from Prunus avium (sweet cherry), 1535 nucleotides. RefSeq names its product rhomboid protein-like protein. Gene Ontology annotation, biological process: retrograde vesicle-mediated transport, Golgi to endoplasmic reticulum. The record is from RefSeq and is a predicted model, not a curated record. Gene Ontology annotation, cellular component: membrane; Golgi apparatus. NCBI's taxonomy places the organism in Eukaryota, Viridiplantae, Streptophyta, Magnoliopsida, Rosales, Rosaceae.